Molecule: messenger RNA, 369 nt
Organism: Saprolegnia parasitica CBS 223.65
Lineage: Eukaryota; Oomycota; Saprolegniomycetes; Saprolegniales; Saprolegniaceae
Exons: 1
Coding region: 1-369 (122 amino acids)
Source: RefSeq, a predicted model, not a curated record
AUGCUGAAUCUGGUCGGGCCCGUUCUCGUGCCCGUCGCCGAGGACCUCAGCGCUGCCAUCGUGGCGGCUGUGCUCUGCGCCUCGCUGCUGCUGACGGCGGGCAUUCUGCAGCAAGGCGCGCAACCCUCAAUGUUCCAAGACGGCUUGAUCUUCUUCAGGCCAGUGUGCCACGUGGCAGCCGAUAACAUUAGUUUGGACGCCGCGACAGACGACGCCGGGGUGGCGGAGAUGCCGACUGCAAGCUGCACACCACCAGGUUCGAUCGGCGCCCAGUUGGUGCUAACGUCGCACCUCCCGACGCUCACGCUGCUGCUCUCGAUCGUCGUCGUCGCCGGCGCAGUCGUCGUCGCGUCAACGACGACAACCUAA